CCCGGACGGAGAUCCCGGUGACACCAGCUGGAUACAUGUGAGUAACGACAUCGUCGUGGAUACGCAGCGAUGCGGCGGCUGUACGUCGGCGGUUUGAGCCACACGGUCACUCAGAAGGACCUGAAGGAUCGAUUUGGAAAGUUUGGAGACGUGGAGGACGUGGAGCUGCGAACCAGGAAGGACGACCAGGGAGUUCCGUAUAAAACCUUCGGCUACAUCAACAUCAACAUCUCGGACGCCGACCUGAAGAAAUGUCUGACGGUGCUGAACAAGUCCAAAUGGAAAGGAGGAACUCUGCAAAUUGAAACAGCCAAGGAGAGUUUCCUGCACAGACUGGCUGAGGAGCGUCAGGCAGCAGCAGAGCAGCUUCUCCAGCAGCCAGCAGCCGACGACCAGAAACAGAAGCUGCUGGACUCGCUGAGCAAAGCCGGCGUGGACAAGUUCAACAUGAAGGCUGCAGUACCGGGGACGGAAAUACCAGGACACAAGGACUGGGUGGUCAGCAAGUUCGGCCGAGUUCUGCCCGUCUUGCAGCUCCGGUGUCAGAAGGGCAGCAGAGCUCGAACCCUGAAGUACGAUCCAUCCAAGUACUGCCACAACAUCCGCCGGCUGGACCGCCAGGACGUAGACGGGUCCACACCGGUGGCCCAGCUCACCUGGCAGGUGCAGGGAGGAGACGACGACAUCAGCAAGAAGAGGCGGGGUGAGUUCCCGCCGUACGAGCCACCACGACGCAAGAAGAGCCGGGCGGACGUGGUCGACUCCCACGAUGCAGCAGGAAGAACCCGUCUGAGAUCAGAGCCGCCCGUUAACUCUGUUCAUCGCACUGAAGCUCAUCAGCUCACCAACGGUUUCCAAACGCCGACCGGCCGUCGACCGGCUCAGAGGACGUGGACACGCGACAGCGACAUCGACUCGGACGAGGAGAUCCGCAGGAUGGUGGCGACUCAGCAAACCUCCCAUGAUGCACUGCAGCAGGGGGCGGAGGACAUUCUGGAGGUGGUCGGACACGACUACCUGGUGAAGUCUGGACACAAAGGUGACAAAGACGACGACGACUACGAUUCCGCAGAUACAGACGAAAUCUUUGCAUCCAGAAAACCUCCUCAGCCUCAGGACAAGCCUCCUCAACCCACCACGGGAAACGGCACCGACAGAAAGAGGAAGAAGACAAGUAAAGCUGGAGAGGAAGAGGAGGACAGCUCAACAGAUGAUGAAGAACGUCUCACCUCCAAACAGCAGAGAGGAAACUCUGCUAAACAGAAACAGAAACCGUCGGUCGUACCUGUGACGAAGCUCCGCCUCCCAGAGUCGGACAGCGAUGAGGAGGAGGAUGAAGACGAGGAUGAAGACGAGGAGUCAGAACCAGCAGGUUCGUGUUCAGACUCUGAUUAUGAAGCCAUGUUUUCCAACGUCACCCACCUCGAGAUCUCCCUGGCUGAUCUGCAGAAACUGGCCGAAGACGCCGAGCAGACCUGCGAGACUCCACCUCCCAGAAUCCUCAGCGCCGAGCGGGAGACCAGCGCCCGACCCCCCAAGAAGGGAACAACGCCAGAGGAGAUCCUCGCCGCCAUCAUGCAGGACGACAGCAGCGACGACGAACGCGACAAAAAGAAGAAGAAGAAGAAAAGGAAAGGAGUCACGUCGACGCUGCUGCCGGCUUUCCUGGGAACGAAGGAGCUGAACGAGGAAUCAGACGAGAAGAGACAGAAAGGAGACGAAGACGAGGUUAAAGAGGAGAAACUGAACUCUGGAGCUGCUCAGAUGAACCACAGAGAAGCAGACGGCAAAACCAGCGAGGAAGAAGAAGAGGAGGAUGAGGAGGAUGAGGAGGACAUACCUGAGCCUAAAGCAUUAAAAAUGUCUUCAAGUAAAACUCCUGUAAAACCUGAGAUUGGUGCAACUGGCUCUUCAUCUAGCAGUGAUGAUGAGGAGGAGGAUGAAGAAGACAAAGCUGUUCAAUUAGAAGAAGAAGAGGUAGUGAAGAACACAACGGUUCCAAAGGUUUUGAAAAUGUCUUCAAGUAAAGCUCCUGUAAACCCUGAGAACGCUGGAACUUCAUCUAGCACUGAUGAUGAUGAAGACGAAGACGAAGAAGAGGAGGAGGAGGAGGAGGAUGAAGGAGAGGAUAAAGAGGGUUUAUCAAAGAUCAUAACUGCUCCUAAAGUUUUAGAAACGUCUCCUCCAGAGAAAGCCGAGACGGACUCUUCAUCCAGCAGCGAUGAUGAUGAUGAGGAGGAGGAGGAGGAGCAUGAGAAGGAGGAAGAGCAUCGUCCUGUCCGGGUGGUGUUGGCAGCCGAGGAGGAAGAGGAGCGUCAGAGGAAGGCCAACCUGAGGCGAUUGGCUGCCGUCCAGCAGAAACAGAAGGAAGCUGAAGAACACAAGAAGCUGAUCCAGGGCGCUCUGUCCAACCUGGACGCUCCGGCAGCAGCAGCAGGAGGGAAACACAUCGUCUUUGGCUCUGAUGAUGAGGAUGGGGAUGAAGAGGAGAAGCAGCAGCAGAGCGUCUCAGAGCUCACAGCAUCCAGGAAGAGUCUGUUCCAGGACGGCCAAUCAGAGGACGAGGACGAGGCAGCAGCGGCCAAUCAGGAGAAGGGGAAGCCGUCGGGUCAUCGGCUGUUCGGAGGCAGCGAGGACGAGGAGGACGAAGGUGACGAAGAGGAGGACGAGCGCCGGUUUGACAUCAGGCCUCAGUUUGAAGGUCGAGCCGGACAGAAGCUGAUGGAGCUGCAGUCUCGCUUCGGGACGGACGAGCGUUUCAGGAUGGACUCUCGCUUCCUGGAGGAGGACGAGGACGAGGAUUCAGAGACGAAGAAGAGCCUGGUGGAGGAGGAUGGAGCUCUGGAGGAGGAGAGGAAGAGGAACCUGUCCAUCCUGCACAGCGUCCUCGGCGUCACCGAACAAACCUCCAGCAGCAAGACGGCCGGCAAAGCCAAGAAGUUCAGAGACGUGUCGGCGCUUCACUACGACCCCAGCAGAGAGGAGCACGCUGCCUUCGAGACCAAAACUGACGAAGCCAAGAAGGAAAGCAAAGCGUCCCGGAGGAAGAAGAAGGAGGAGGCUCAGCAGCUCCCGGAGGUUUCCAAAGAGAUCUACUACGACGUCUCUGGAGACCUGAAGGCCGUGUUUGGACAGACGAAGGACGGCGGCGCUGAAGGAGAAGAGACGACCAACUGGGACCAGGAGGAGGAGGAAGAGGAGGAGGAGGAGGAGGAGGAGGAGGAGCAGAACCAAGAAGAGACCACUCCGCUGUCAUCGCUGAUCUCAGCUGAUCCCAACGCAGAGAAACAAGAUUCAUCUGGAUUUAAAUUCUCCUUCUUCGGAGACGACACAGAGACGCCGACAGCAGAGACAGCAGAAUACAAGGUGGAGCUGAUUCAGGCUCCAAAGGUGUCGUGGCAACAAGAUCCACGACUCGACGACAGCAGCUCCGAGGAGGAGGAUGAAGACCAACAGGAGGAGGAGGAAGAGCACAGCAGCUCCAUCGCUAAAACCACAACAGAGGAGACGCCUUCAAAGACGGAUUUAUUCUUCUUCCACCCCAAUGACAGCAGACUAACAGAGGGUCCCAGGUUGUUCUGCCGGCCGGCCCAGCUGGAGGAGCAGAGGGAGCAGUGGGAGGAGAGGAGGACCGAGCUCAGACAGGAGUACCGCAAGAAACACAAGGAUGCCCGAAGGAAGCUGACGUCCUCCCUGAGGAGCUGAGGAUUGUGGGAAAUGGAGUCUUUGUGCUUCAGUUGACUCACAGUUCUGGACUUUAAGGACCAGGAGGAAUCUUGUUUUGUUGUUUUUUGUUUCCUCAGACUGUAACAGCGAGCAGAGACCAGACCUCUGCUGAAAACACAGACAUGGAGUGAAGAUGAACAUCACUCAGACUAUCAGAUUUAUUUUUAGUAACCACUGAGAGAUAUUUUGAUGUCGGAGCUUCUUUUUUAAACAGCAGCUGGUUUCAAAAUGAACUGAAUCUCAGCUGCAGACGAACAAAGCUGUCCUUAAAAAACACGAGCAGGAAAAUCCAACGAGUGGAGAAAUGAGCUCAUUAAUUAAAACAUGAAAUAUUAACCGUCUGAA
Stegastes partitus (bicolor damselfish) is the source of this 4071-nucleotide messenger RNA. RefSeq names its product nucleolar protein 8 (gene nol8). Gene Ontology annotation, cellular component: nucleolus. The transcript is spliced from 18 exons. The record is from RefSeq and is a predicted model, not a curated record. The coding region runs from base 70 to 3705 and encodes 1211 amino acids. Gene Ontology annotation, biological process: protein localization to nucleolus. Gene Ontology annotation, molecular function: RNA binding. NCBI's taxonomy places the organism in Eukaryota, Metazoa, Chordata, Actinopteri, Pomacentridae.